Messenger RNA from Lachancea sp. 'fantastica', 1035 nucleotides. NCBI's taxonomy places the organism in Eukaryota, Fungi, Ascomycota, Saccharomycetes, Saccharomycetales, Saccharomycetaceae. The record is from the annotation of a GenBank genome assembly.
AUGGUCGUCCACAACCCUAACAACUGGCAUUGGGUUGACAAAAACUGUUUGAGCUGGGCCCGUAACUAUUUUGAAGAUCGUCUUGUGGGUUUGAACAGUGCUGAAAAUGAGACGAAGAAAGUGGAAGUGUCGUCGAUUUCGUCGAUGGAGGGUGACUGCGAGGUCAGCCAACGCAAGGGCAAAGUAAUCUCUCUUUUCGACCUUAAACUGGUUUUGAUGAUCAAGGGUCAAGUUGAAGACGAGGACUUUGAGGGUAGCAUUACCGUUCCUGAAAUAGCAUUUGACUCCGAGGCUGAUGACUAUCAGUUCGAAAUUUCGAUCUACAAGGAAACGAGCAAGCUAAGCGGAGCAAAACCACUGGUAAGGGAAGGGCUAAUCCCGCAGCUGAGAGAAGCUUUCUUGAAGUUUGGUCCGGAGUUGCUGCAAACGCAUGCCAACGACAUACAGGUGCCUGAAGAACAGGUGAAAUCGGAGUUCACAAGAGCUAACGCACAGUCUAAUCAGACCGCAAGCACGCCCGCGUCUUCUUCGUCUUCCAAACCGUCGACAACCAAAACAAGCAGCACCGUGAAGUCUGGAUCCGUUGCAGGCUCUUCAAAAGGCCCACUCUACAAUACCACAACGUUGCAUUUGGAGCCCACUUUCAACGUGCCUGCCAUCGAGCUGUAUCAAACAUUUCUCGACAAACAGCGGGUACAAGCAUGGUCAAGAUCGCAGUUGGUUUGUGAGUCGUCGAAAAGCACGCUGGAAAAAGGCGAUGAGUUCACUUUCUUCGGAGGCAAUGUGACGAGCAAGCUCAUCGAGGCUGACGCUGGCAAGCGUUUGGUAUUUCAAUGGCGUCUCAACGACUGGCGUUCUGGCCACUGGAGCACUCUAGCCAUGGACUUCCAUGAAUCUCAAGAAUAUCACGAAACAAAACUACAAGUUACAUGGAGCGGGGUUCCCGUAGGUGAAGAAGACAAAGCCAGAGGAAACUUUUUGGAAUACUAUGUCAGAAGCAUCAAGCUAACCUUCGGCUUCGGUGCCGUUUUGUAG